Paramuricea clavata is the source of this 1857-nucleotide messenger RNA. The record is from the annotation of a GenBank genome assembly. Lineage: Eukaryota; Metazoa; Cnidaria; Anthozoa; Malacalcyonacea; Plexauridae.
AUGCUUUGCGGUCGUAUAGCGCACACCACCUGUGUUAGAUCUGACAAGGGUGGUGAGAACGUCCAGGUUGCUUGGUUCAUGUUGAAUCACCCACAACAUGGGCCUGGAAGAGGAAGUAUGAUAACAGGUUUGUGGCAUGGAAAUGCCAGAAUAUAUACUGUAUUUACACAGACUUAUCCUUUUUGUCAAUAGUUUGUGUGAUAGUAAAUCUGUGACUGGUUUGAAUUAACUAAUACUGUCAUUGGUUGAUGAUAGUGCAGUAUAAGACAAUUUUAAUCUGUGCUUUUGUUGCUAUGAUAUAUUUAGGAAGACAAUGUUAAUGAAUUCAUAGAUUCUGUUGCCGGGCAAGCUGAAAAGAGCUUGUCCGUUGCUCAGUUGGUGGAGCCUUGGACUAGCAUACCAAAGGUCGCAGGUUCGAAUCCCACCGUGGUCAAGUUGUUUUUCAGCUUGCCUGGUGUGGAAUCUACACUCAGAGUAGCAGAAAAGAAAUUAAAGCAGAUUAAAGCAACACAGAUACAUUGGGAAAAAAAUAAUUUGAAAAUUUUUAAGUAUUUCAAAAACCUUUCCUGUAUACUAGGUAAAAGUAUUCAUAACCAAAGAAUUGAGAGGCUUUGGCGUGAUAUAUUCCAAGGAUGCACUGGUGUCUUCUAUGAUCUAUUCUGCGAGAUGGAGGGGCUUGGUUUGCUGGAUCCGAACAACGACACACACUUGUGGUGCCUUCAUUCAAUCUUUCUCCCAUUGAUUAACAACCAUUUGACAUCCUGGAAAGAUGCCUGGAUUCGGCACCCACUUAGUUCGGAGAAGAAUAAGACCCCUUUGCAACUAUGGAUACAAGGCCUGAAUGCCAUAUCAAUGACAAAUUCCACAGUGGCACGCGAAGUCUUUCAGGUUGGGGUCAACAACCUUUUAUGUUUCCCAACCAUGCAUGUCAAUUAUGUAUUAAUGAUUUCUUCAUUACUCCAUUAGGAAGGUGAAGACUAUCAGAAUUAUGGAGUCGACUGGGAAGAAGCAGUUGGAGAAAUAGAACCCGAUAUGGUGGAAGUUCCCGAAACUAACUCUGGGUUGAAUGAAGAGCAAGCUGAUGAAAUUAGGAGCCAAAUCCCAGCCAACGUAACAAUUAAUAAUGCUUUUGAUGUUUAUUAUGAUAUUCUGAACAGAUCAUUAACAAUGCUAGGUUGACGAAAUGGCUAUAUGGCAAAAAGUGUAAAUGAUACUUAAUUUAAAGUAAUCAUGGUAAUAAAAUAAAUAUUUUAUUAUCCAUGAUUUAAUUAAGGUGGAAAAGCCAUAACGAAAUGAACAGGAUGCAAUAAACAGGAUUAUUGUAUAAUCUUUAUUUUAAUCUUUAUAAUCUUUAUGUGCAGGCUUAUUUUUAAAGAGGCGGUCAAGUCAAAUCUUGAGGGCUUCCAAUGUAAACAAAAUGAAAUCUUGUGUUUGUUUGAAUUGUUUUGAAAUCUUAUAAAUCACAAACUCUAAGACCAAGCAACCAGAACAAGGUUACUGUUAGAUGUUGACAAAGAAUAUUCCUAGUUUAUAAGUAUGGUACAGAAAUGAUGGUGUGUCCAUCCGAAUGUUAAAAUUGGAUGCAAAUAACAAAACUAUAUUAUAUAGUGCAAACGCAGUUAAAUUGUUAACCACUCAGCUAAUUAUGAAUGAUGUAUGCCCAGAGAACCAUGAGUGAGAGCUAUGUCUAUAAAUUUCUUGAAAUCAUCAUACGAUUCAUGGACUGUUGGGAGGGAUAUAGCAAAAAAACAAGUUUCAGCAACAGGCAAAGGGCUGUUAUCCUCUUGGAAUUUCACCUGCAGAGUACCAUUCCGGGGUGGUAAAUUGUUCAUGGCUGUCCAAAAACAGCAAAGGUCA